Messenger RNA from Pocillopora meandrina, 930 nucleotides. NCBI's taxonomy places the organism in Eukaryota, Metazoa, Cnidaria, Anthozoa, Scleractinia, Pocilloporidae. The record is from the annotation of a GenBank genome assembly.
AUGUUCGCGACGGAAGGCCAAGACAAAUGUAUGACGGUUCCUCCACCAACCUCAUUGUCUUCUUUCACUGCCGCUAUAUCUGCACUCUUGGCAGUCGUGACUGUUCCUUGCAACGUUUUGGUGUGUCUUGUCAUUCUUAAAUGUCCACCCCAGUUUAAAAACUUGCGUACACCAUUCACAUAUUUCAUCGUCAACCUCGCCAUGACCGACGUUCUUGUCGGAAUAACAACAGAACCUAUGUCAGUGGUGUAUCACCUCAUGGAAGCUCGAGCUCUUUCUUCAACAAGUUUUGUCAGGUUACUGCAUUUGCUGUACUUCUUGCCUUGCACUGUCUCCGUUCUAAGCAUCAUGGCGCUUACCUUCGAGCGAUUCUUCGCGAUCGCAAAACCCUUAAAAUACAGACGAAAUGUGAACCAUUUCAGAGUAUUCGUGGUUUCGGGAAUGAUUUGGAUUUUAUCGCCCGUGUUUUUAAGUCCUUAUUUCGCAAUGGGCUAUCGCACCUUUUCGUUUUUAUUUGCCAACGUCGUGAUUUUGGUGACUCUGUGCUCUCUCCUUUACGCUUAUUUCAAAAUUAUCAAGACUAUCCAAAGCAGGAAAAAACUCCGACAGGAAACACUUCGAGGAUUCUGCUUUGCGAAUCAGAAAGCAACAUUAUUCGAGGAAAAAUUGACUUCCACGUUUACUUGCAUCCUGAUCCUAUUCGCUAUCUGCUACGCGACACCUUGCCUUCUAAUAUACAUCAUGAAUUUAUGUACAAACUGCUCAUGCGAGGCAAUCCACUGGUUGAGGGACACUUCAUUUCUCUGCGUCAUCUGCAAUUCUGCCAUCAACCCAUUCCUGUACGCAUGGCGUCUUCCCAGUUUCCGCAAAGGGCUGAGGUUUAUGAUGCUUGGAAUCAGUAGAAAAUCUUCGCUACCUAAGAACAGCACA